AUGUAUGAUGGCUAUAUUUUCAGACAUGGUAGAAAAGGGUAUAGAGAUUUUAUGGAUGAUUUUUCUGUUUAUGUUUCUUCUUUUGAUAACUGUUUGGCUAAUUUGGAGCUAGUUCUGAAGAGAUGUGAGGAAUCACACCUAGUCUUGAAUUGGGAGAAGUGCCACUUUAUGGUAAAUGAAGGAAUUGUUUUAGGGCAUAAGAUCUCAAGUAAGGGAAUUGAGGUAGAUUGGGCUAAGAUAUCAACAAUAGAGAAUUUACCACCUUCGGUCUCAGUUAAAGGAGUAAGAAGUUUUCUUGGUCAUGCGGGGUUUUAUAGAAGAUUCAUUAAAGAUUUUUUUAAGAUUUUGAAACCCCUAUCUACAUUGUUAAUGAAUGGAGUACCUUUUGACUUUGAUGAGAAGUGUCGCCAUGCUUUCAAGAUUCUUAAAGAGAAACUCACUUUUGCACCGAUAGUUAAUUUUGCUACUACAGAAAAGGAGCUUUUGGCCAUUGUGUUGGUUUUUGAUAAGUUUAGGCCAUAUCUCAUUGGGAAUAAGAAUUUGACAUGGAGAUUAGGGAUAAAGAAAGGAAUGGAAAAUUUUGUUGCUGAUCAUUUGUCUAGAUUAGAACUGGAAGAGAGUCAAAUGCCUCCAGAGAUGUCUAAACAACAACUUAAAAAGUUUUAUUCAGUGGUAAAGCGUUAUUAUUGGGAAAAGCCCAUCUUAUACAAGCAUUGUGCAUAUCAGAUUAUUCGUCGCUGUGUGCCUGAAGAUGAGAUGGUGUUAAUUUUGACUCAUUGUGGUGGUCAUUUCAAAGCAACAAGGUCAGCUGCAAAGGUAUUACAAUGUGGUUAUUAUUGUCCUACGUUGAUGAAAGAUGUGAAUACAUUCGUAAAAGCUUGUGAUCGAUGUCAAAGAGUUAGCAGUAUUUCAAGGAGAGAUGAGAUGCCCUUACUUGGGAUUCUUGAGGUGGAAUUAUUUGAUGUGUGGGGUAUAGAUUAUAUGGGUCCUUUUCCAUCAUCUUACAAUAACAAGUACAUCUUGCUAGCGGUGGAUUAUGUAUCUAAAUGGGUGGAAGCAGCUGCAACACCCACAAAUGACAGCAAGGUGGUACUUAAAUUCUCGCAUAAGCACAUUUUCACUCGUUUUGGCACGCCUAGGGCUUUAAUAAGUGACAAAGGUAGCCAUUUUUGUAACAAGAUGAUGGAUGCCUUUUUGGAUCGUUAUGGUGUUCAUCAUAGAAUCGCUAUGCCAUACCAUCCUCAAGCUAAUGGUCAAACGAAAUUGUCAAAUAGAGAAGUAAAAAAUGUCCUUGAGAAAACAAUCAAUAGAUCAAGAAGAGAUUAG
Messenger RNA from Humulus lupulus (European hop), 1326 nucleotides. RefSeq lists its product as uncharacterized. NCBI's taxonomy places the organism in Eukaryota, Viridiplantae, Streptophyta, Magnoliopsida, Rosales, Cannabaceae. The transcript is spliced from 4 exons. Gene Ontology annotation, molecular function: nucleic acid binding. Gene Ontology annotation, biological process: DNA integration. The record is from RefSeq and is a predicted model, not a curated record. The coding region runs from base 1 to 1326 and encodes 441 amino acids.